Cyprinodon tularosa is the source of this 14198-nucleotide messenger RNA. RefSeq names its product dynein heavy chain 11, axonemal. Lineage: Eukaryota; Metazoa; Chordata; Actinopteri; Cyprinodontiformes; Cyprinodontidae. The transcript has 83 exons. The coding region runs from base 7 to 13389 and encodes 4460 amino acids. Gene Ontology annotation, molecular function: minus-end-directed microtubule motor activity; ATP hydrolysis activity; ATP binding. Gene Ontology annotation, biological process: microtubule-based movement. Gene Ontology annotation, cellular component: dynein complex. The record is from RefSeq and is a predicted model, not a curated record.
AGCUUUAUGCAGUGCGAUUGUCAGGGGGAGAAGAGAAGUUCCGAAAUGUCAGACGAAGAUGAUAUAAAUGAUUCAUCUUUUACCAAAGACGUUAGAGUGAAGUUCAUCGCGGAGAAAGUAUGUUUUCUACUGCAAGUGCAACAGGAAACUUGGGAGAAAAGAGUUGCAGACGCGGAGUUUCGGUCGCUUCUGAAGGACUUUCUGCAGAAAAAAACAAUCCUCUAUUUCUCCUCAUCCAGCAAGCUCUGUCUGAGUGCUUCAACUCAGAUCCAAACUGCAGCUGCUCAGUCCAAACAGCUUUAUGUUCUCAAGACUAGAGAAGCUGCCGUAAGCUCUGAGAACUACAGAGGGCUUCUAACAUUUGGCCUCCUGUCUUCAUCACCUCUGAUGCAGAUAAUAUAUUCAUUACAGCAGGAAAUUGGGCCCCUUCUAACAGAUGUCGAAAAUCAUCCCUCAUGGCCAAAUGUGCUAUCUAAGGAUAUCAGUCAUAAUGUGGAGAAGCUGUGCCAUAUGACAUCAGUUGUUGAAGGCCAGGCUAUAGGGAAAACUGUUCUCCCUAUCCCAUAUACAGCAGGCUGGAUGGAAAAUUCAUACGACAUAAUUAACAUGAGUGACAACUGCAAGAGGGCAUUGGUUUACAACAUUGAGACCAUUUUUAUCAGUUGGAGCAGUCUGAUUGAGAAAAUCUUAACACAGGACUCAUCAGAUCUUCUACAGACAUGCUCUAACCCAGGGCCCAGUGAAGAAAUCAGCUUCUGGGCUUCCAGAAUGAGGAAUCUUGAGGGUAUUCAACACCAGCUUCAGAGUCCCAUUGUUGAAAGGAUGGCAUUUGUGUUAGAGGUGAUGGACAGCAGCUAUUAUCCAAUGAUCAACACCCUAAUUGGAAAUGUGUCUGAUGCCUUUAAAGAAGCCCAAGAUGUUGACCUUUAUCUACGGCCACUAGGUGUACAGUUAGCCCAAAUGGAAAAGACUCACUUUCCUGACAUGGAGAAAUACACUCCUGCACUUUUUCAUACAGUAUUCCUUAUAUGGACCAACUGUCAGUAUUACCAGAAACCAGCUCGCAUUGCAGUGCUUCUGCAGGAACUCUGCAAUCUGUUCAUUGAACAGACUUUUGCGUACCUUCCUGAAGAUUUGCUGCAUAGAGAGGAUACAGAGGACAAUCUGCUAAUCAUAAAGAAGGUGAUAAAAGUUCUGAGAUGCUUCAAAGAGAGUUACCAGAUCCAGAAGGAGUGGCUAGAAAAGCAGGAGAGAUUCCCACCCUGGGAUUUCUCAUCUGCUUUUUCACACUUCAACCAAUUCACAAAUCGUAUGCUUGAACUGAAGAACCUGUGUGAAACUGUCAUGGAAUUUCAACGGUUGGAAAGAAUAGAGUUUGGAGGCAUUAAAGGAAAUGUCUACAUUGAGCAAGUCAAGCUAGGCAAUGAGUUCACCUACUUCUGCCAAGCAUUAAAGCAAAGUAAAAGCAAUCUUUUUGACUUCAGCUCUCAGGCUUUUGAAGAGGAGUAUAAGACUUUUACCAAAAGAAUUUCAGACUUUGAACAUCGCCUUGCAAACCUCCAGUGUGGAGCUUUUAAGGAGUCCACAGGACUGGAAUCAGCCUUAAAAAUGCUAAUGACCAUUAGACCCAUUUUGGAGAGAAGAACAGUCAGACAGUUAUUAAGUCCAUCCUUCAUCCUGCUUCAGCAGUUGUUUAGCGAAGAAUUAAAAAAUAUUGCCUUUCUGAUAAAAUCUCGUAAUGAUCAGGUGGCACCGACAUCUGAAGUUUUAAAGUGGGCAAAAAUGCUUAAAGAACGCAUUGAAUCACCAUGGAAAAAAUUCAGAUUACUAUUUGACAUGUCUACACAGUCUAAGGAGAUGGUGAAUGUGUACAGCAUGUACAGGGAUUUGUUGAGUUCUUUGGAGGAGCGUGAAAAGGACGUUUAUGCUGAGUGGUGUAACGGUUUGGAAGAGACUUGUCUAUUUAACCUUAACCAGCCUCUGAUUUCAAGAAAUCCAUUGUCAGAACUGAUCUCAAUCAACUUCACUCCGGAGCUUGCUGAAAUCUUAAGGGACGUAUUGUAUAUUCAUAAAAACACAAAGAGCACCCUCCCUGCAGCUGCGAUCGCUGUCCUUGACAAACACAACAUUUUCAAGAAGUGUAUUGACUGUCUGAGGCUUAUAGUACAACAGUACAACAAUCUUAAGAUGCUGGAGAUGGAACGUCCCCUCAUUAAAGCUGACUUGGGCUCUGUAGACUCAAAGCUGGCAAAAGCAGAGACCAGCCUGACAUGGCAGGAUCAGGACUGCUGGAGCUUUGUUCAGAGCACAAAAGAGCUGGUUCAAGACCUUGCAUAUCGGGUCAGCAAAGCCAAGAAAAACUUUGAUACAAUUGAGUCAGUGAUAAAGGGCUGGAGCAAAACCACAAUGUACACAAGACAAGACAAGAAAGGCUCCCUCAUACAACUGGAGGGGAGGAAAGAGCAGGUGAUCAAGAAGUACAGCUCCAUGAAGACGGAUGGAGACCAUAUUCAUCAGUUAAUACAGAAGAAUAUGGUCCUCUUCGGCGCUGAUCCUGCUUCAACAGAAUGGCAGUCCUACCUGGAAUGUAUAGACAAGGUGGUAGUUGAAGGGCUCUUCAAGUUCAUCCUCCACUCUCUUCAGUUCUUUUUGGACAAUAUGGAAUUGUCCCCAUCAUUACCUCCUCUGUUUGAGACCAGGUUAAUUCUGAAUGACUCAGUUUUAAGUUUCAAUCCUUCCAUUGACCGAGAUGUUGAAGAUGGUCUCUAUGAACUGGUGGAAGAAUUGAUUGGAGACAUAUUCAAGUCUUCAGUGAACAUACAGAGAGUGGCUGGUCAUCUUAAUAUGGAUACCUAUCAGGAUAUAAUGGAUGACAUACCAGUUUUGUGUCACCUGCGGCAUGAAAUAAUGGCAAAAGUGGGCAGCGUCCUUAAAGCAGCUGAAAAUUACCAGAAAGAGUUUGAUUGCUACCGACACCUAUGGCAAAAUGACCGAGAAGAGUUCUUCAGGCAGUUUUCCAUGAGUGGUCGUGAUCGUGCGGCAAGAGAGACUGACCCUUACAGAGCAAACGUGUUCCCUGAAACCUUGCCUACCACUGAUGACUUCAAACAAGAGGUUGAGUAUUAUGACAAACUGCAUUCUAAAGUGUCACAAUUGGAAGAUAGUAGAGUGUUCGACGGAUGGCUUUGGGUGGACUGCAGGUACUUUAAAGCUAGCCUUCUUAACACAAUACAAAAGUGGAGCUGGCUUCACAAAGAGCGCCUCUUAAAAUGUGUGACCAACAGCCUUGAAGAACUGCAGGAAUCCGUCCAAGUUGCAGUCAAGGGGCUGACAGGUCCAAUUGUCAAAGAAGAUCACCAAGGCUUUCUAGAUAUUAUGAGUCUACUGUUGGCUGUCCGAGCAAGAAUAGGUGCCAUUGACAGAGUGUUUGAAUCUCUGAGAGGGACAAUAGUUCUCCUAGAACAUUGUGACGUAAAAAUACCGGAAUAUUGCUAUACUCAAAUGGAGGAGCUUCCAGAAAAAUGGAAUGAAGUAAAGAAGCUGACCGUAGAAGUGAAGAGUGAAAUUGCAACCAUGCAAAGGGCAGAAGUCCUUGUUUUAAAAUCAAGAUGCAAAGCUUUUGAGGUAAAACAAGCCAAACUCAGGAAAGACUUCUCCACAAAUGCACCUUUCAGUUACAAUACGGUGCAACCCUAUGUUUGUCUGGAUAAAUCAGAAACAGCUAUCCGAGAAAUGGAGAGAGAAUUAGCAGAGCUCCAAAAGUCUGCACAUCUUUUUGAUACAACGAUACCUGACUACAAAGACGUAAAGCUAUGUCGACAUGAAAUCUCUAUCCUGAAAGAACUCUGGGACCUUGUGAUAUGUGUGCAGAGCACUGUCAAAAACUGGACAAAGACCAACUGGAGAAAGAUAAAUGUGGAGCAGAUGGAAUCCAAUUUGAAAUGCUUUGCCAGGGCCAUACGGAGGUUUGACAAAGAUGCACGCUUGUGGGAUGUGUAUGUCGCAUUAGACAAGCAUGUAAAAAACUUGUUGACAGCGUUGAAUUCUGUCAGGCAACUACAGAGCCAGGCAAUACGAGAGCGCCACUGGCUGGAGUUGAUUAAAAUAACAAAGGUUGACUUCACUAUGACAGACACAACCACCCUGGGGGAUCUUUUGGCUUUGCAGCUACAUUUGUUUGAAGAAGAAAUCAGCGAUAUGGUGGAUAAGGCUGUCAAAGAAAUGGCCACAGAGAAGAUUAUAACAAAAAUAAACCAAACAUGGGCCUCAAUGGAGCUUUCGUUUGAGGAACAUUACCAGACGUCUCUGCCACUAAUUAAAUGUAACGAGGACCUUAUUGUGAUGCUAGAGGAUCACCAGAUUCAACUCCAGAAUGUUGUUCAGAGCAAGCAUGUGGCUCACUUCUUAGACCAAGCUCUGGAACUACAGCACCAACUGAUGGUGGCUGAUUGCGUUCUGAGUAUCUGGAUGGAGGUUCAAAGAACAUGGGUCUAUCUGGAAAGCAUCUUCAAAAGCUGUGAAGAUAUUUGUCAACAGAUUCCUAACGACACCUUAAGAUUCCAAAAGAUAGAUGCUGAAUAUAAGGAGAUAAUGCUUGAAAGUGCUAAUAAUAAGAAUUUUAUCGAAGCCACCAACAAACAACAUCUAUUUGAGGAGUUAGAGGACCUGCAAAAAAGGCUGGCUUUAUGUGAAAAAGCUUUGGCUGAGUAUCUGGAAAUGAAAAGAUUUGUCUUUCCACGUUUCUACUUUGUUUCAUCUGCAGACCUGUUGGACAUCCUCUCCAAAUGGAAUCGCCCAAAGAAGGUUACCAUUUAUCUCCCAAAACUGUUUGACAGCAUGUCAGACCUGGAGUUUAACAGCAGUGAAGUGCUGCCAAACCCUAAACAUGCUUUGGGCAUGUAUAGCAAAGAGAGAGAGUAUGUAAAGUUCCAAAAUGAUUGUUUCUGUGAUGGACCGGUGGAAGAAUGGCUCACUCGUCUUGAGGAGUCGAUGAGGAAAUGUAUCAGGGCUCACCUGUCUGAAGCUGUGUCUGUGUAUGAGGAGAGACCCAGAGAGCUGUGGAUUCUGGAUUACCCAGCUCAAGUUGCUCUCACUGGGUCACAGAUCUGGUGGAACAAUGAUAUGGAGCUUGUUUUUAGAAGACUGGAGGAAGGAUAUGAGUCAGCGUUAAAAGACUACAACAAGAAACAGGUUAUCCAACUCAACAUACUCAUUGAAAUGCUCCUUGGUGAGCUGAGUCCUGGUGACAGGCAGAAGAUCAUGACUGUCUGCACCAUUGAUGUCCAUGCUAGAGACAUUGUUAGCAGCCUUGUUGUCCAAAAGGUCACCAACUCUCAGGCCUUCCAUUGGCUGUCCCAGCUUCGGCACAGAUGGAACGAGAAACUGCAGGAAUGCACUAUUAACAUCUGUGAUGCUCAGUUCUUUUACUCAUAUGAGUAUGUUGGUAAUACUUCACGUCUGGUCAUCACUCCGCUGACAGAUCGGUGUUACAUCACACUGACCCAGUCACUCCAUCUGACCAUGAGUGGAGCUCCAACAGGUCCUGCUGGAACUGGGAAAACUGAAACUACAAAGGAUCUUGGCAGAGCCAUGGGUGUCAUGGUGUACAUCUUUAACUGUUCUGAACAGAUGGACUACCAGUCAAUUGGAAACAUCUAUAAGGGUCUGGCUCAGACUGGUGCAUGGGGCUGCUUUGAUGAAUUCAACCGUAUUGCUGUGGACGUUCUGUCGGUUGUAGCAGUGCAGGUCAAAACUAUUCAGGACGCUAUUCGCUCUAAAAAGGAAACUUUCCUGUUCCUCAAUCAGAAUAUUGCCUUAAAGAAAUCAGUUGGGAUUUUCAUCACUAUGAACCCGGGAUAUGCAGGCAGGGCAGAACUACCUGAGAACCUCAAGGCUCUUUUUAGACCCUGUGCAAUGGUGGUGCCUGACACUCAGCUUAUUUGUGAAAUAAUGUUGGUAGCAGAGGGCUUCCGUAGUGCUAAGCUUUUAGCCAAGAAGUUUACUACCCUAUACAAUCUCUGCAAAGAGUUACUAUCUAAGCAGGACCACUAUGAUUGGGGUUUGCGUGCUGUUAAAUCUGUUUUGGUUCUGGCUGGUGGUCUCAGAAGAAAAGAUAAAACAAGACCAGAGGAUCAGAUUUUGAUGCGUGCAUUGCGGGACUUCAACAUGCCAAAAAUUGUGACUGAGGAUGUGACUGCCUUCCUGGGACUGCUUGGGGACCUGUUUCCUGGCCUGGAGGUUGAGAGACAGAGAAACUUUGAACUUGAAAAGGCCACCAGAGAAUCUACUGUGAAGCUUGGAUUACAACCUGAGGAAACGUUUGUCCUAAAGGUAGUACAGCUGGAGGAACUCCUGGCAGUGCGUCACUCUGUAUUUGUCACUGGAAGUGCAGGAACUGGAAAAAGCCAAAUCCUACGAGUUCUUUAUAAAACGUAUAUGGAGCUAGGACGAAAGCCAGUCUGGAAUGACCUCAAUCCAAAGGCUAUUGACAGAGAUGAACUGUUUGGGUUCAUUCAUCCUGCAACGCGGGAGUGGAAAGAUGGUUUGCUUUCAUCAGUGAUGCGGCAGCAGGCGAAGAUCUCCCAUCCUGGGCCUAAGUGGAUUGUGUUGGAUGGAGACAUUGAUCCAAUGUGGAUUGAAUCACUCAACACAGUGAUGGAUGAUAACAAGGUCCUGACCCUAGCCAGUAAUGAGCGUGUGGCGCUUACCCCAUCCAUGAGGUUGAUGUUUGAAAUUAGUCACCUUCGGAUGGCAACGCCUGCCACCAUCUCUAGAGCGGGGAUCCUUUAUGUUAACCAGCAGGACUUGGGCUGGAACCCGUACGUUUCAAGUUGGAUUGACAAGCGCGAACGGCAGACAGAAAGGGCUCACCUGAUGAUACUUUUUGAGAAAUAUGUUCCCCGUUGUCUUGACCAGAUGAAAAACACAUUUAAAACCAUAACUCCUAUACCAGAGAGCUCCUUGGUGCAGACACUCUGCACUUUGCUCGACUGCCUUUUAACUCUGGAAAAUGUUCCUGCUGAGUCCCCUCGUGACAUCUAUGAGACAUAUUUUACCUUUGCUUGCAUUUGGGCUUUCGGGGGAGCCCUCUAUAAAGACCAGCUGCAUGAUUACCCCUUGAAGUUCAGCCAGUGGUGGACCAAAGAAAUGAGGACAGUUAAGCUGCCCACCCAAGGGACAGUGUUCGACUACUACCUCGACCACCACACCAAACGAUUCCUACCCUGGGCUGAUAUUGUACCAAGCUUUGAAAUGGAAAGCGGUGUACCACUACAGGCUGUUGUGGUGCACACAGCAGAGACUGUGCGUCUUAGCUACUUCAUGGACUUGUUGCUGGAGAAGAGGCAGCCAGUGAUGCUUGUGGGGAAAGCUGGAGUGGGAAAGACUGCACUUGUCAAAAACAAGUUAGAUGCUCUGUCAGAGAGUUGCACAACCGCAAAAGUACCCUUCAGCUACUACACAACCUCCCUCAUGUUGCAAGAGAUUUUAGAGCGACCAUUGGAGAAAAGAGCAGGAAGAACCUAUGCAGCUGCAGGCAACAAGAGGCUGGUCUAUUUUAUAGAUGACAUGAACAUCCCAGCUGUGGACAGCUAUGGAACAGUGCAGCCUCAUGCACUGAUACGUCAGCAUCUUGAUUAUGGACACUGGUACUGCAGACAGAAACUGACUUUAAAGGAAGUUCAAAAUACCCAAUAUGUUGCUUGCAUGAAUCCAACAGCUGGGAGCUUCAUCAUCAACCCCAGGUUGCAGAGACAUUUCUCAGUUUUUGCAGUAAACUUCCCUUCGUUGGAGUCUCAGGCAUCAAUUUAUGGUCAUAUUUUGUGUGGCCAUUUAAAACAAGGAGCUUUCACUCACUCAGUCCAGCAAAGCGCUUCUUCUGUUGUUCGGGCUGUCACAACUCUGAAUGACAAGAUGCUUCAUAGUUUUCUGCCUUCAGCAGUCAAGUUUCACUAUGUGUUCAAUCUUCGAGACAUAUCUAACAUCUUUCAGGGCAUUCUUUUGGCUGGUCCAGAAACGGUGAGGGAAAGGACCGACCUGGUGGGAUUGUGGCUCCAUGAGUCCUGCAGAGUGUACUCAGACAGACUAGUAGAUCUGAAGGACCUCAAGCUUUUCCAAAAGAUCCAAAUGGAGACUGUGCGUGAAUGCUUUGAGGGACUGGAUAGUGAAAAGGUGAACAAGCAGCCCUUACUCUACUGCCACUUUGCAAACAUUGACAGAGGACAUUCCUAUAACCCUCUCACUAACUGGUCCACACUAAGGACCAUCCUCAAUGAAGCCUUGGAAAGUUACAAUGAGCUCUAUCCAGCCAUGAAUCUUGUGUUGUUUGAUGAUGCCAUACAGCAUGUAUGUCGCAUCAGUCGUAUCUUAGAGGCGCCAGGGAGUCAUGGCUUACUGGUCGGGGUUGGGGGCAGUGGAAAGCAGAGUCUGACUCGCCUAGCUGCCUACAUGUGUUCUGUGGAAGUCUCCCAAAUAAUGCAGAGAAAGGGUUAUAGCAUCCAAGACUUCAAGGUAGAUCUUGCAGGAUUAAUUCUAAAGGCUGGAGUGAAGAAUAAGCGUGUGACUUUGCUCCUGACGGAUGCACAGAUACCCGAUGAUCGGUUUCUAGUCCUUAUUAACCACUUUCUAGCAUCAGGUGAAAUUCCAGAGAUCUUCAAUGAAGAACUGGUCGAACAUGUUGUUUCCAGUUUGAAGCGAGAGGUGCGCAGUUUCGGACUGCUGGAUGACAGGGAGAACUGCUGGAGAUUCUUUACACAACGAGUGCAGCAACAACUUACGGUCAUACUGUGUUCAUCUCCAACGGGCAGUAACCUACGUGUCAGGGCCCAUCGGUUCCCGGCCCUUAUUAACUGUACAACCAUCAACUGGUUUCAUCCCUGGACAACUGAAGCACUACAGUCAGUGAGCUAUCGGUUCAUCCAUGAAGUUGAUGGAAUUGAGCCUGCUGUCCAGGAAUCCAUCAGUCUUUUCAUGGCCUACGUUCACAACAGUGUCAACCAGGCAAGUGAAAAAUACCUGCAAAAUGAGAAGAGGUACAAUUACACCACCCCCAAGAGCUUUCUCCAGCAAAUCACCAUGUACAGAAACCUUCUGGAGAAAAGCCGGGCUAAGCUUCUGCACAAGAUGAACCGGCUAAACAAUGGCCUUCAGAAACUCCAAAGCACUGCAGCACAGGUUGAUGAUCUACAAGCUAAAUUGGCAUCACAAGAAACUGAGCUGACUUUAAAAAAUGAAAAGAUAGGAGCUCUUUUAAAAAAGAUUGGCUUACAGACUGAGAAAGUCAGCAAGAAGAGAGAGGCAGCAGACUUGGAAGCACAAAAGGUUGCUGCGAUGCAGACAGAAAUUGCUGUCAAACGGAAGGAUUGUGAAAAAGACCUUGCUAAAGCAGAACCCUCACUGACAGCUGCAGUGGAAGCUCUAAACACACUCAACAAGGUAAAUCUUACUGAGUUUAAAGCUUUUCCAAACCCUCCAGCUGCGGUGACCAAUGUUGCAGCUGCUGUCAUGGUCUUGCUGGCUCCUCAUGGCCGUGUACCUAAGGAUCGGAGCUGGAAAGCGGCACGGGCCUUCAUGGGCAAGGUGGAUGAUUUCCUACAUGCCCUGAUGUCGUAUGACAAAGAGCACAUCCCUGAAUCCUGCCUUACUGUGGUGAAGCAACAAUAUCUGAGAAACCCAGACUUCCGUCCAGAUCUAGUUUGGACCAAAUCUACAGCUGCAGCUGGGCUCUGUGCUUGGACUAUUAAUAUUGUUAGAUACUAUGAGAUUUAUUGUGAGGUUAUCCCAAAACGCUGUGCAUUAUCGCAAGCUAAUGCAGAGCUAGAAAUGGCAACAGCCAAAUAUUUAGCAGUUCAAAAAAAACUGGCGGAUUUUGAUAACAACCUUCAAAGCCUAACAGCUCAGUUUGACAGAGCUACAGCUGAGAAAAUUAGUUGUCAAGGGGAGGUGACGCAGACCUCCCAGACCAUAGAGCUGGCCAACCGACUCGUCAAAGGCCUAAUGGCAGAAAAGGAACGCUGGUCCCAGGCAAUUGUCCAGUAUGAGAAACAGCAGAAAACCUUGUGUGGCGACGUCCUCCUAACGUCAGCUUUCAUGUCAUACUUGGGUUAUUUUACGAGCCAGUAUCGAGUGGAGCUUUUUAAAAACUCUUGGAUCCCUUUCCUUCAGUCACAGAAGGUCUCUGUGGCCCUGACAGACGACCUGGAUCCGAUCCUCAUGCUUACAGAUGAUGCCACUGUCGCAGCCUGGCACAACCAGGGCUUGCCAAACGAUAGGAUGUCAACUGAAAAUGCAGCCAUCCUGACCACCAGUGAGCGUUGGCCUCUCAUCAUCGACCCACAGCAACAGGCCAUCAAGUGGAUCCGAAAUCGUCUCGGGCCAGAUCUGAGGGUGGUGCGCCUGGGACAGAAAGGGUAUAUGAAAAUAAUAGAACAAGCUCUCAUCUGUGGAGAAACCGUCCUUAUAGAAAAUCUCCAAGAAGAGGUUGACCCCAUCCUGGAGCCUGUACUGGAAAAAAGAACAGUUAAAAAAGGAAGGUUUAUUCUUAUUGGCGACAAGGAGUGUGAGUACAACAAGAACUUUCAGCUAAUUCUACACACCAAGCUGGCUAAUCCGCACUUCCCUCCUGAGCUCCAGGCCCAGACCACCCUCAUUAACUUCACAGUAACACCCGAGGGCCUGGGGAACCAGCUUCUUGGACAGGCGGUGUCCAGUGAGAGACCUGACCUGGAGAGUCUAAAGCUGCAGCUCACCAUGCAACAGAACCAAUUCAAGAUUGAGCUCAAGAAGUUUGAGGAUGAUCUACUGAGUCAUUUGUCUGCGGCUAGUGGUAAUUUUCUCAGUGACAACUCUCUGGUGGAGCAGCUUGAAAAUACCAAGCGCAUGGCCUCUCACAUUCAGUGUAAGGUGGCAGAGGCUAGAGACAACGAGACAAAGAUCAACGAGGCUCGGGAACUAUACCGCCCAGCAGCUGAGAGAGCGUCGCUCCUGUUUUUUAUCAUCAAUGACCUCAGCAAGAUUAACCCCAUGUACCAGUUUUCUCUCAAGGCAUUUAACUCAAUGUUUAACAAAGCAAUAAAGAAUGCUGAAUGGGACGAAGAUGUACAGACCAGAGUGUGCACCCUCACUGAGGCCAUCACCUAUUCUGUAUUCCUGUACACCAGCCAGGGCCUGUUUGAGAGAGACAAAUUAACCUUCUUGUCACACAUUGCCUUCCAGAUUCUCCUUAGUCAGGGUCUGAUUGAUCCCCAGGAAUUUGAGUUCCUGCUUCAUUUCCCAGUGGAGGCUACAAAAGUCAGUGCACUGUCAUUCCUCUCUCCACAAAGCUGGGGGGCCAUUAAGACAAUCUCUACAAUGGAGGGAUUCAGUGGGCUUGACAAAGAUAUGGAGAGUUCCCCGAAACGCUGGAGGAAGAUUGUUGAAUCCAGCACUCCUGAGAACGAAAAGCUUCCUCAGGACUGGAAGAAUAAGAGCCUCCUUCAGAAGCUCAUUAUCCUGAGAGCACUCCGACCUGAUAGGCUAACCUAUGCAUUGCGGAGGUUUGUGGAACAAAGCAUGGGAACUAAAUAUUUGGAGAACACCAGGCUGGAAUUUAUGACACUGUAUGAGGAUAGCAGUCCUUCAACCUCCAUGUUCUUCAUCCUUUCACCUGGAGUGGAUCCACUUAGAGAUGUUGAGAAACUAGGUUUAAAGCUUGGAUUUUCCAUUGACUGGGGAACUUUGCACAAUGUGUCCCUUGGACAGGGGCAGGAGGAGGAGGCAGAGAGGGUUCUCAGGAAUGCCUCCAAACACGGACAAUGGGUCAUUUUGCAGAAUGUGCACCUUGCGGUUCGCUGGCUGCCUUUGCUAGAUGCUCUCUUGGAGAUGGCAGCAGCAGACAGCCAUGCCAGCUACAGAGUUUUCAUCACUGCAGAACCAGCAGAGAGCCCUGAGCAGAAUAAGAUCCCCAGAGGCGUACUGGAGAAUGCCAUCAAAAUCACAAACGAGCCCCCUUCCGGCAUGAACCCCAGUUUACACGCUGCGCUCAACAACUUCAGCCAGGAGACUCUAGAUAUGUCUUCCAGAGAGCAAGAGUUUAACUUGAUGUUGUUCUCCCUCUGCUUCUUCCACGCCUGUGUAACAGAACGUAGAAAAUUUGGUCCCCAAGGAUGGAAUCACAACUACCCCUUCAGCACAGGGGACCUCACCAUUUCGGCCAAUGUUUUAUAUAACUACCUAGAGGCCAACUCCAAAGUGCCCUGGGAGGACUUAUGUUAUCUGUUUGGAGACAUCAUGUAUGGGGGCCACAUCACAGAUAUCUGGGAUAGAAGGCUCUGCAAGACCUAUCUGCAACAAUUUAUGCAUCCUAAAAUGUAUGAAGCAGAUAUCUCUUUGUGUCUGGGAUUUCUGGCGCCUCCAUAUUUGGACUACACUGGUUACCAUGUUUAUAUUGAUGAAAACCUCCCAGCAGAGAGCCCCAUGUUGUAUGGCCUCCAUCCAAACGCUGAAUUAGAGUGCCUCACUGUCACCUCAGAAAACCUGUUCAGGUCUCUGUGGAACCUGCAGCCCCAGGACCUGUCCAGAGGAGAAGAAGCCACUGAAAGCACAGACGAGAGGGUCAUAGCCAUACUUAAAGGCAUGCUUGAGAGGCUUCCAGAGGAAUAUAAUGUCUCUGAGAUGAUGACAAAGACAACAGACCGAAGCCCAUAUGUCUUAGUGUGCUUCCAGGAGUGUGAGCGUAUGAACCUGCUGUUAUUGGAAAUAAGGAAGUCCCUCAAUGAGCUAAACGCUGGUCUAAAGGGAGAAUUUACCACCUCCUCCAGUAUGGAGACUCUACAGUCUGCACUCUUCAAUGAUUUGGUUCCAGACUCUUGGGCUAGACUGGCUUUUCCCUCAACUAAAACACUGGCACAGUGGUUGAAUGAUCUAAAUAUCAGCUGUCAUGAGCUGGACAGUUGGAGUCAAGACUUUGUUCCUCCUGCUGUUGUUUGGCUGUCUGGGCUUUUCAACCCACAGUCCUUCCUUACUGCCGUGCUGCAGAGUGUUGCUCGCAAAACUCAGUCACCUCUCGACAAAAUGACUCUGACUGUUGAUGUUACAAAGAAGAUGAAAGAGGACUUUGGGCAUCCUCCAAGGGAGGGAGCAUACAUUCAUGGACUCUUCAUGGAAGGGGCUCGUUGGGACAUUGAGUUGGGUGUAAUCUCUGAGGCUUUUCUUAGAGAUCUCACACCCGCCAUGCCUGUACUGUAUGUUCGAGCUAUGCUUGAGGAGAAGCAGGUGCUCAGGAACACCUUUGAAUGUCCAGUGUACCGCACAAAGCAGCGCGGCUCCACAUAUGUAUGGGCCUUCCACCUUCGAACCAAGGAGCCUCCAGCCAAAUGGGUUGUAGCUGGAGCUGCUUUACUCUUGUCUGUUUGAGAAAGUCAUUAAGUUCAGAGAGCAUUGUAAAAUUGGUCUAAAAAUACUACAGAGAAAAGGGUAACAAAAAUUAUUAUAUAAGUAUUAUUUGUUCAUGUAUGUGUUUCUAAUAGACAUUAAUUCACAGCUAAUCUAAACAUUUAAUUUUUUCCUCAAAAUCUGUUGAUAUAAAAGAUUAAGCCUGUUGUUCUUUUGUCCCAUGCUGCUGCUCAUCUCCCUUGAGUCUGGCUGGGAUUUUCCGGUAGCUUACGUCUUUAUCUAAGACGUGUAAUUUUGUAUCAGCAGCAUAUUUUAUUGGAAGGUCAAGAUUAAAAAAAGCCCUCCAGCUGCCCUCUGCUAACUGAAUGAUACACAAUGCUGUCUGGAGGGAUCCUGGACCAAAUUCCCAGGAGAUGAUGUGCAUGGUGGCUAUUGACUUUUAAAUGAGGUGCAUUUGACAUUGACCUUUUGUACUGCAGUGGCAGAAUACUAACAGACUAGUGGAAUUCAUUCAGCCUAGGCUGUUGCAAAAAUCUUUUGAAAGGAACUGAUAGUUUUGUGAGAAAGCAACAUGUUAUAUUACCCAUCCUUUAUCUUUCUUCUCCUCUCUCUCUGCUUGUGAUUAACCAAUUACAUAUUUUUAUGUAUUAGAAUUAUGUAUGGAGAGAGUUAGCUUGGUAAAAAAAUGUAUCUUGUUUUUAUCAAAUUGAGUGAUGAUAUUUGCUCUCCUUAUAAUGACUACAAAGAUUGUUAAUUGCAAUAAAUAUAGCUAUAUACAUGAAUAAACAUGGACAUAAAUAAAACAUGAAACUGGAAUUAAAUUCCCUAAA